Messenger RNA from Lobosporangium transversale, 2210 nucleotides. Its product is annotated as Phytochelatin synthase-domain-containing protein. NCBI's taxonomy places the organism in Eukaryota, Fungi, Mortierellomycota, Mortierellomycetes, Mortierellales, Mortierellaceae. Gene Ontology annotation, biological process: detoxification of copper ion; phytochelatin biosynthetic process; response to metal ion. The transcript has 3 exons. The record is from RefSeq and is a predicted model, not a curated record. Bases 119 to 2095 code for a protein of 658 amino acids. Gene Ontology annotation, molecular function: glutathione gamma-glutamylcysteinyltransferase activity; metal ion binding.
UUUUUUUUUUACAUUGACACUCAUUUUUUCUUGUUCUCAUAUACAUUCACAUACUCUCUCUCUCUCCAUUAUAUAGACGCCUAUUCCUCCCUUAUCUCCCUUACUGUAAUAAACACACAUGGCGUCCAAUCGUUCCUUGCUCGCCACUAAGAAUGGUCUGAUUAAUACCUUGGCCUCAACUGGCCGUAGAGGUCAAGGUGCAGGAUUCAUCUUCACUCCUCAUUCAUGUCCCUGCCGUUUGAAUUCAAUUCCUCAAAAGAAGAUUUCAAUUUCUUCCCCAUCUGUUUCAUUCUUUUCAACCACUGCAAAGUCUUCGAAACCAGCAACAAGCACACCUACAGCUGCACCCAAGGCCACAUCUCCUUGUUCUGUGAGCUCUAAUGCUUCUGCUUCAACGAAAACCACUAGUUCUUCUACUCCACCGCCUGUUGUUGCUACCACUACCCCUUCCUCCGCCGCCGCUUCUGCUGCUUCUGGUGUUGCUCCUUCUUCCUCUACCCAUAUACCAAGAAUACUUCCUUUCUCCUAUGACCCUACGGGACUCUCCGCCCAAGCUGUUAAAAAACCCUCCUGUGAUAAUUUGAAUCUAAAAAAGUCAUUUUAUCGUCGCAAACUACCCGAUCAUCUAAUCAGUUUCACAAGUCCUCAAGGCAAACAAUUGUUUCGUGAGAUGCUUGAAGAAGGUUAUGGCGAAGGUUAUUUUUCUCUUGUGGGAAAUUUCACGACACAGAGUGAGACAGCCUUUUGUGGGCCCAGCUCAUUAGCCAUGGUUCUCAAUUCAUUGGAGGUAGAUCCACAGAGACAAUGGAAAGGCGCUUGGCGAUGGUAUAGUGACGAGUUAUUGCAGUGCUGUGCACCGACAGAACAAGUCAAGGCCAAGGGUAUCACUUUUAAUCAAUUUGCCUGUUUAAGCAAAUGUCACUGUGAUGUCCAAGUUCGUCGAGCAAACCAAACAUCAUUGGAGCAAUUUAAAAAAGACCUAGAAAUGGUCUGCAGUCGUGAUGAUAUCCAUAUGGUCGUAUCGUUUUCAAGAAAGGCUCUUGGUCAGACAGGAGAUGGACACUUUAGCCCUAUUGGAGGAUAUGUGCCCAAGGCAGGGAUGGUACUGGUGCUGGACACUGCAAGAUUCAAAUACCCUUCUUACUUUGUCUCUGUAGAGAAACUUUAUGAGUCCUUGUUUCCAAUUGAUGUGGAGACAGGGACAUCGCGUGGUUACUUUUUAUUGUCAGCCAACCCAAACCAGCCAGCCAUUUCAUUAUGCAAGAUCCCCAAGGCAACUAUCGAACCCAAUGCUCCAAUAACAGGAGAGGCUUCUACUAGCAAUCUCACAUCAGGCACGACAACGACUGUAACAGAAUCGAACACAGCCACAGUGAAUGUUGCCCAAGCAGUGGAUUCAAAAACUGUUCUGGCUGCUUCUACUACUACAACAAUGUCAGCGGAGCAUGCUUAUAAUAUCACCACUUCUGCUGCACAAGGAACAACUGCUUCAGAGACUUUUAAGAAUAUUACUAGUUGCUCCUCUACAAGCGCCACCAAAACACCCAAUCAUACAGCUGACAACAAGAUGAGCUGGACCUCAUUAGCACAGACUUUCUGUAAGGACCUUCCGAGUCGUAUUCAGAUGGAGAACCCACAGACAUUGGACCGGAUGUUUUCGGUUGUCUUACAGGGCAUUCCACGCGAGUAUGCAUUCUGGGUUAGUCAACAACAAGCGCAUCGACUUCGAGAUACGACCGAAUUGAUUCAAUCUGUCCGAUCCACAGAAUUGUUUUCGCUCGUUUCAUCCGCUUUCCCUGCGCCUGAUAAUGUUGAUAUAUCGAGUCAACAACAUGAGAGUGCUCUAGUAUUUGGAACACUUUUUUUAAUGAGCUCACCAAGCACCUUGUUCUUGACCUUACCUGUGGAUGUAUCGAAGCAAUUUGAAAGGCUUCGACGGGCAGCCUUGAAUGAUGAAGGCCACAACAAGGGACAGCAUCGUGUUCUGAAGGAAGAAGCAGAGAGGAUGCGAACUGGAAUUGUUGAUCUUGUGAACAGUUUUUGUAGCUGUGGGCCCAAAUCUGAGAUUAUGACUACAGCAACAACAAAAGUAUAAAAUAUAGACUAUGAUUGAUAUAUACCUUAUUCCUUUUUUUUUUCUUAUAAACUCCACUUUUAGACUUUUAGGAAAUAAAUAAUUCAAAAAAUAAGGAAAUAAGGAGAUGAGAAAA